UAUCGACGGCGUCCGCCAUUUUGUCUCCAGAGUCUCGUUUGCAGUCGACAACGCUGGUUAAGGCGUCUCGGUCCGUAGGAAAGACCAGAGUCUAUUGUCUGUGUUUGACUCCGUAGUUAGGUCCGAGGCCUUCCGGAGCUUUCCUGGGGCAGUUGGCAGAGGCCGCCGCGACCACCCCCGCCCCUCCCCUUCGUCCCCGGGACCGGGAGGGAACGAGCUCGCGUCACGCCCCUCGGCGCUCGCCGCUCCUUUCUCUGUGGUUGCGUCCGCAUCUCGCCCCCGGAAUCAGACGGUACCCCAUAGAUGGCCAGCUUUUCCCCGAGGGUCAACGAGAAAGAGAUCGUGAGAUCACGUACUAUAGGUGAACUUUUAGCUCCAGCAGCUCCUUUUGACAAGAAAUGUGGUCGUGAAAAUUGGACUGUUGCUUUUGCUCCAGAUGGUUCGUACUUUGCUUGGUCCCAAGGACAUCGUACAGUAAAGCUUGUUCCGUGGUCCCAGUGCCUUAAAAACUUUCUCUUGCAUGGCACCAAGAAUGUCACCAAUUCAAGCAGUUUGAGAUUGUCGAGACAAAAUAGUGAUGGUGCUCAGAAAAAUAAGCCUCGUGAACAUAUUAUAGACUGUGGUGAUAUAGUCUGGAGCCUUGCUUUUGGAUCCUCAGUUCCAGAAAAACAGAGUCGCUGUGUAAAUAUAGAAUGGCAUCGAUUCAGAUUUGGACAAGAUCAACUACUCCUUGCCACAGGGUUAAACAAUGGACGUAUCAAAAUAUGGGAUGUAUAUACAGGAAAACUCCUCCUUAACUUGGUAGAUCAUACUGAAGUGGUCAGAGAUUUAACUUUUGCUCCAGAUGGGAGCUUGAUCCUAGUGUCAGCUUCAAGAGAUAAAACUCUGAGAGUGUGGGACCUGAAAGAUGAUGGAAACAUGAUGAAAGUAUUGAGGGGCCAUCAGAACUGGGUAUACAGCUGUGUAUUCUCUCCUGACUCUUCCAUGCUGUGUUCAGUGGGAGCCAAUAAAGCAGUUUUCCUUUGGAAUAUGGAUAAAUAUACUAUGAUACAGAAACUAGAGGGACAUCACCAUGAUGUUGUAGCUUGUGACUUUUCUCCUGAUGGAGCAUUACUGGCUACUGCAUCUUAUGAUACACGAGUAUAUAUCUGGGAUCCAUAUACUGGAGACAUUCUGAUGGAAUUUGGGCACCUGUUUCCCCCACCUACUCCAAUAUUUGCUGGAGGGGCAAAUGACCGAUGGGUACGAUCCGUAUCUUUUAGUCAUGAUGGACUGCAUAUUGCAAGCCUUGCUGAUGAUAAAAUGGUGAGGUUCUGGAGAAUUGAUGAGGAUUAUCCAGUACAAGUUGCACCUUUGAGCAAUGGUCUUUGCUGUGCCUUUUCUACUGAUGGCAGUGUUUUAGCUGCUGGGACACAUGAUGGAAGUGUGUAUUUUUGGGCCACUCCAAGGCAAAUUCCUAGUCUUCAACAUUUAUGUCGCAUGUCAAUCCGGAGAGUGAUGUCCACCCAAGAAGUCCAGGAGCUACCGAUUCCUUCUAAAGUGUUGGAGUUUCUCUCCUAUCGUAUUUAGAGGACUCUGCCUUCCCUAGUAGUAGGGACUGACAGUACCUUUUACAUAAACCUCAAGCUUUAUUGACUUUAAGUAUCUGUUUUUCAAGGUUUAGAAGAUUUAUUUAAUUUGAUGCAUUCUUGUAGUGCAUUUUGAUCAGUUGGGCUUUUAAAUGUUAUUUAUAGAUUGUAGAAGUAUUUCUGAACAUAUGUACAUUUUUUUUCUAAAAUUUAACUGUGAAAACAUAUAUACUUGUACAUAUUUAGAUCUAAGCUGCUAUGUGUUGGAUGGACCCAUUUGCUUUCCUAAGUUUUAGUUCCAACAUGUAUAUAUUGCUUCACUAGAGCCCCAAUAUGUAUCUUUGCUAUAAAGUGGAAGGAAUUUUUUUUUAUUCUGGGACACUGAGUUUUGAAUGGUAAAUAUUGAUUCAAGAAAGCUGAAUUGCCUCCUAUAAAAUAUGCGUUUGAUUGGAGGGAGGGUGGCCGGACAACUGACCUGCAGAUAAAACAGUUUUCGUUUAGAGAAAGGAUUAUGUUUUCCUUAGGAAUGGCUUCUGAGAGGUAGAGUUUGAAUGUGACAUUAUUAAAUUAAAACAGAGCCAGGAUAUAACUAGAAAAAGGAUGUCUUCCUGCCCACCCCCCUUUUCUUCGAACUAUUGUUACAAGCCUUAAUUUUGGAAAGCAGCUUGCUACUUUAACCCUUUAGUAUAAAGUAUUAUAAAUUUUAGGCAAUUUGAAAACCCAUCUACUGUAUUAUUGCUAAAUAUUUUGUUUGUAUUAAGGGACAAUUAUUUUAAGACCAUGGUUUUUUGCUUGGGCGCUUUUUUUUUUCUUUUUUCUUUUUUUUAACAUAUACCCUAUGUUUCUGCAGGGGAUAGUAUUGGUGACUUGCCAAAGAAGCAAUACAGUAUACCUGCUUUUGCCUUCUGUUAUUUAUCUUACCUGCAGAUAAUAAGAAUGUAUACGUUAUGUAAAAUACUCGAUUAUAUAUUUUUGUUGAGUUUUUUAAUUAAAGACUUGUAGAAAAACA
Messenger RNA from Pteropus alecto (black flying fox), 2577 nucleotides. It is a transcript of the gene WSB1, whose product is annotated as WD repeat and SOCS box containing 1. The transcript has 9 exons. Lineage: Eukaryota; Metazoa; Chordata; Mammalia; Chiroptera; Pteropodidae. The record is from RefSeq and is a predicted model, not a curated record. The coding region runs from base 304 to 1569 and encodes 421 amino acids. Gene Ontology annotation, molecular function: protein binding. Gene Ontology annotation, biological process: intracellular signal transduction.